Molecule: messenger RNA, 2118 nt
Organism: Oncorhynchus keta (chum salmon)
Lineage: Eukaryota; Metazoa; Chordata; Actinopteri; Salmoniformes; Salmonidae
Gene: trmt61b
Product: tRNA methyltransferase 61B
Exons: 8
Coding region: 319-1953 (544 amino acids)
Biological process (GO): tRNA methylation
Cellular component (GO): tRNA (m1A) methyltransferase complex
Source: RefSeq, a predicted model, not a curated record
UGGUAAAUAGAAAGUAUGGCAUCCGUGGUCUGUCGCUUUGCAUUGACGUAGAACACAUGCGUUUUCCAGCAUGGCGACAUCCACAGUGUAAAGCAACGGGCAAGGACCGAAACGGACCGGACUUUUCAAAUGUGGGUUAUUAUUCUCCAUCAAAGUUCGUUGUGAAAUCGAGUCACUGUCAGCAUCAUAUGUCACUUGUCAAGUGUCACUUUGUGAUUUGAAAAAGCAUUGAACACUGAAUGCAACAUGCUGGUGUCAUGAAAACACUGUCUACAUGGUACCAAUUCAGCACACACAGUUUUACUCCACUUCGCACUGAUGUCUGUUGGAUUCCAGUUAGGUGGGUCUCUUUUCACACAAAGACUGGUGCGGAUAUGUGUCACCUGCAUUGGCCAGCAGGGAUACAGGCAGAUCUUUCCCAAAAGUCGACUCCCUACAUGUACACUGUACACAAGGAGCUUUGGGACUGAUCCUAAGGGGGAGAAAGGGGAAAAUGAGAACGGGAGCAAAACAACAGACAACCUUGACCCCUCACCUCCGACUCUAACCCCUAUGCACACCCAGGGAAGAGGUUUGUUUGGUAAAAGGCGACCACUCUCACCCUUGGAGAGGAUUAGCCGCCUUUUGCCUCAGGACUCACUAGCCCCAGAAUUUUUGGCGCUGAGAGAGGAGGAGAACCCGGAAGUGGAACAGGGGGAACCUGAUGGGGUUGGGGUUCAAAAAGACCACAACACUUCAGCAGCCUCGGUGACUGAGACUAAGACCCACAGCUCACAAGGAGAAGUAGAAAGUGCAGCACCACAGGUGCACAUAGGACAUGACACAGUUAGACCGAGAGAAGAAAAAGAGGAGGGUACUGUCAUUGAUGACACAGUACUAGAGCCAAAACUAGAGCCAAAUGGUUGCCUGAUUCUCAGAGAGGUAACACAUUCUUCACAAGAGGAGGGAUACGUGACUCCUAUGACUCCCACCCUUCUUCCCGGGGAGCAUUUACUCACUUUUGGGGAACUGCUGUUGGCGGAGUACCGGAAGAAGGGCCGCGUGGAGUUUAGGAAGAUGUUUCAGCUGCAGGAUGGGCAACGUCUCCAGAGCAGUUGGGGCACCAUCGGACACAGUGACAUCGUCGGCCGCCACGCAGGAGACUUCAUUCGGACCAUCCACGGGACACCCAUCCUUAUACGGCGGCCCAACCUGGAGGAAUACGUGCUUUAUAUGAAGAGGGGGCCGGCAAUCGCCUAUCCAAAGGAUGCCAGUAUGAUGCUGAUGAUGAUGGACGUCACAGAGGGAGACUGUGUGUUGGAGUCAGGCUCCGGGUCAGGGGCCAUGUCGCUUUUCCUGUCCCGAGCUGUGGGCUCCAAGGGCAGUGUUAUGAGUGUGGAAAUCAGGGAGGACCACCACAGACGAGCCGUGCUCAACUACAACCGCUGGUGUUCGUCCUGGAUCCUGCGGCGAGGAGAGGAAUGGCCCGACAACGUCCAGUUUCAUAACUCUGACCUGCAGGGGGCAUCCUUGCUCCUCGCCGGGCGAGGGUUUCACUCUAUUGCUCUGGAUAUGAUAAACCCUCAAUUGGUUUUGCCCACUGUGACUCCACAUCUCCAUCCUGGAGCAGUUUGUGCUGUCUACCUCGCCAAUAUAACGCAGGUCAUUGAUCUACUGGAGGGCCUCCGAUGCUCUGCCCUCCCCCUGCUGUGUGAACGCAUCAUCGAAGUGCAGCUCAGGGAUUGGCUGUUGGCUCCGGCAAUCCAGAAAGAUGGGCGGUUCUGCCGCAGGAAAGCUCCUCCCUCAGCGGGAAACCAGGAGGAAGGGGAGAAUAACAAGUCGGAUGAAGAAAAAGAAUACACAAGCAGUCCGGAACCCGCACCAUAUGGGAGUGUCCCUUACAUUGCUCGACCUCACCCGGAGCAAGCUAGCCACACAGCAUUCCUGGUGAAACUGAGGAAGAGUCAGGGGUAGCUAGCCUCCGAAGACCCAUCAGAAGAGCGAUUGGGUGUAUUAUAUUCAUAAAUGUGAUUUGGUAAUGCAGAGAAAUGUAGUUGCCCUAUAAUCAGUCUAGAAAUUGAAAUUCAUAAUGCUUGACAACACGCCAAAUAUAAAGACUCAAUAAAACACCAAACUAAG